UCAAUCGUGACGGUCACGAUUUCCGCGAGUGAGUUUUGUUUUUACGCACCAACCAAGAAGUCAAGUUCCAAGUGUGAAUAGUUAAAAAAUACUCCGGAAAAAAACAAACCUCUGACAAGUUCUAGUUUCUGGCUAUCGUCGCGAAAAAACCUGUUUCCUAGCCAUUCCGGUUUCCGUUCUAAACGUGCAUUGAUCCGCGUUGAUCUAUGGACAGCCGGAAGUGCAAAAUUCUACAUCCGCCUACUGUGCAUGGAUUUUUUCGGUGUGUGUUGUUACUGGGUCAGAAAUUUUUUUGAGAAGGUGACAAAAUAUUUACAUAAUAAGCAAACCAAGCAAGAGAAUUCCGGAUUAUUGUUUACAUAUUUUAAAAUUUGAGUUAAGAUUUUGGUAGUGUUGCAAUACAGUUAAGCAACUUGUUGAUGGAAGAUUCCUAUGCGAGAAUUGAUCAAAAUCAUUAAAUUUAGUCCUCAGCGACCUGGGGACAAAGUGCAAACUGGACCGCAAUCUGCCUGCACUGUGGCCAACGUGCCGCACCUCACCAAUACCAGCUCAAUCCGUCCACGGAUAGCUGAUGAUGUGAACGGGAACCAGCAAAAAGGCCACAACAGCCUGUGCAAACUGAGCCGUCGAACAGAGGCGGACCGAUUUGACCGACUCACGGAAGAAAAAGAAACGAUACACGAGGGGCCUUGGUUUCCGUCAUCAGCAGCAGCAGCAGAACCCCGUCAUCAUCAUUAGCCGUCAGCCACAUCGUCAUCGUCAUCGUUAGUGGGAAACAUCAUCAGGCGGUUCUGCUUCUCGGGGUAGUCAGUUGGUUGUUGGUGGCCCUUUCGAAGAGAUUUCGGUGGCCCAUCGUCGUCGUCGUCGUCGGUGACUUGAGCGAGGGACCUUGUGGGUCGUUGAUGGGUUCACGUUGUUUCGUGUGCAGUUAUUUUUUAACGUUUAGCUAAGAUCCUUCCCAGUUUUGUGGGCUCAAACGCUUACAGCGACCGAAUCUAGAAGAUAAUUAUCCCAUCGAAAGUAGGAUUAGUUCGGGUGGGAUGAUGAGUGAAUUAUGACAUCGGAUUUCAGUUCGAUACAGAUUGCAAAAGGUUUCAGAAGGAAGCAAGCCUAAAUGCAUAGGUGCCAACAGUGAAUUAUGAAAAAAGAGAAGAAUUGAUUAAGUGAGAAGGUUGCGCAGAUUUUAACCUGGAUACAUUUGAAGCAACAUCAAUUAGUGCGUGGAACAAAAAAUCUUCGUUAUCGAAAGGAUACAGUUUUGGGGACUUUGUUGUAGACUCUAGUUAAAAAAACUAUAUAGUUGCAUCCCCUUAUAAAUGACAGGCUCCCCGAUCAAAAUGGAGCAGGAUUCGGACCAAGAGCAGCAACUGCUCCGGCAACAGUACCAUCAACCUGCCGGCGGAAACAUUCCAAACGGAGUCCACGAGCUCACUGCCAGUUCCGACGUGUCGGUAUUGAGGGACGAAAAUUGUAGGCUCUUGACCACACUGCUCGAAUACAAGAAAAUGUUGGAAAACACCAAACUUCGCUACGGCACUAUGAAGCGAGAGUUCUACGCCGCCAAGAAGCGCAUGAAACGAAUGGCCAACAAGCUUCAGCUGACGGGAGGAGGAUCUGGGACAGUGAACAGUCGAGAUGGGAGCGAUAGCGGUGAUAGUAACUUGAACCCGGCCAAUUCGGGCGCGGGUGGUGCACAGGUCGAUGACGAAAUUAGGAAAAAGUGGAAAGAACCGAAUCUCAAGGCUGCCGUCAAACUGAAGGCAGCCGUGGGAAUGCAGGCGUAUAGGUAUCUGAUACGGGACGGAGAGCUCCAACUGCCCAGCUUGAGGACCAUUUCCCGCUAUGUGGAUGCGCUGAAGAAGGUCGGGAUGAAACCGAACUAUGAUUUCAAUGUACGGGACGAUGACUCGGUGGGGGGUACCAUUUUCGAAGAACUCAACGAGGAUAGUGCCGAUGUGGAUCAUAACCGGAAUCAGCACCAUCCGAACAGCGGUUCCGGGAAAUCGAACUCGCAGCAAACGUCCCGGGAUGUUUCGGACUCAGAGGAACCGGUCAAUUUUACUGCCAUGCCGGAUGCCAGCUUCUACCGCCGGGAUAAUAAAACCGAAUCGGACGACGAAGUGGAAAGUGGCAGCACCCAUCACACGGGCACCAAUGGUUUCGGCGGAGGCCCUGGCAGUGUCGGUGGUGGUAUGGCCGGUAUGAACUUUGCCGAUCUGUACCGGAGGCCGCAUCCGAAUCAGCACACCGUACAUCAGCAGCAACAAACGCUCACCUCGGCGCACAUAGAAUUCCUGAAAUCGAUGACCGGGUUCCGCAAAAAGUGGACACCCUUUGAGCUGCGAACGUGUAUGGAUAUUAGAAGGAUCAUCGGCAGCAAGGAGUACGAUUCGUUGCGGAAGAACGAUGGAAUGCCGCUGCCUUCGGCCAAGACGCUGAGAAAGUACAAACAUGCGGUCCAUCUCGAUGGGGUUGAUGUUAUGAGCAGGAAGCGCACCUAUCGGGAGAUGCUUGAUGGUCUGGUGUCGAAUGGGGUUGAAAUGAACGGUGUCGAUGGAUUCGGCGAAGAUGUCGAUGAUAUUUUGAACGCCGAGGAACCGGAGGGUUUCUUCGAUAUCAACGGUCUUUCGGAAGAACAGAUAGACUUCCUACAAUCACUUUCCAAUAACACAAAAGGUUUCUCUGACUUCGAGCUUCAAAAAACGCUGGAGCUCAAAAACGAACUCGGCGGCAAAAACUACGAGAUCCUUCGCAAACAAGAAUGCCUGCACAUACCAACGCUGAUCUUGUUGAAAAAGUACGAACAAGACAACGGUCUUGAGGAUCUAUCCGCCAUGGUCGUCGCGGAAGACAUCGACGAAGACGACGAUAACGAACCGGAUCAGGAACCCGAAGCCGAAAACAACCAUCGUGAGUACGAAAACGGAACGCCAGACCUGAACAACCAUAACUUCCAUCCAGAGCUUAACGGUGGUCCUCACGGAGAAGAUUCGCACAUGGGCAUUUUCGAAAACCAUUCCAUUUUCGACAGGGACGAUACACCGUCCUUCGAUAUGUCCAAACUUUCGCAGGGACACGUCGAGUUCCUCAGCACCCUGCCGGAAAACCCGAAACGAUGGACACCGCACAUGCUCAACUCGGCCCUGGAUAUUAAGAACGAAAUCGGAACCCGCGAUUACGAGUUGCUUCGGAGACAGGGCAUUCCGCUGCCCGCCGCACGAACACUCCGCAGGCACAAGGACAUCAAAAGUCGGGUCGGAGAGGGGGCAGACAUUUAAGCAAACGUUGUUUAAUAAGCUUAGUUCGAGCUUGUACCUGUAUAAUAUGAUAAUACCUUAUAGUUUUCCCGCCCGAAUGUAAAUAUUAAACCGUUUAAAUAAGAUAGAGUGUGGAGCAUGGAAUUUGAAGUGAAAUGAAGCCAAAAGAAGAAAAAAAAUAGAAGGUAUCGAUUGCGAUGAACGCUUUUGAGAGAAAAAAAAAUCGCAGAAAAAUAGUACCUCUGAAAGUCGUCACACAUUUUGAUAGUCGAUAACUGUUUUGUUGCCGGAAAGUUUAAAUUUGGUUUAGUUUUUCCUAUAGAAAUAAAUACCUACGUUUGUUUUAAAGAAAUAGCUGAAACUUUAAUGUUUCAAUCAGUCAGGGUUUUUUUUUGAGUAGGCAACAGCAAGGAGCGCUCGUAUGAAUGAAUGAUGAUGGAUAUCAAAUAAAACGUUUUAACAAAACAUGA
Messenger RNA from Uranotaenia lowii, 3727 nucleotides. RefSeq lists its product as uncharacterized. The coding region runs from base 1317 to 3278 and encodes 653 amino acids. NCBI's taxonomy places the organism in Eukaryota, Metazoa, Arthropoda, Insecta, Diptera, Culicidae. The transcript is spliced from 3 exons. The record is from RefSeq and is a predicted model, not a curated record.